AUCGCGUGUCAGCGCGGCUCAGCGAGCGCGCCGGCGAUGGAGCGCAGCGCGGCGGCGGCUGUGAGGCGCUUACGCGCGCCCGGCGGCGAGCGGGAUGGCGGCCGCCGCUCCCUACCCGCUCGGCAAGAGGACGGCGAGGCCGACCUGCAGGGGAAGAAGCGGGGCGGGCCGCGGCGACGGCUUCUGGGCGAGGCGAGGGGAGCGCCGCUGCUGCUGCUCUACCUGCUGGUGCUGCGGGCGCUGGUGCAGGUCUCGCACCGGCAGCUGCUCAGCUCGCCCGCCGGACGCGGGGAGCACGAGUUCAGCGCGCAGCGCGCCAGGGCAUACCUUGACAACAUAACGGCAAUUGGGCCCAGAACAGUUGGAAGUCCAGAAAAUGAAGUUCUUACAGUUAACUACCUCUUACGACAAAUUAAGGCAAUAGAAACUGAAAGCACAGAUGCUCACAAGAUAUUUGUAGACGUACAGAGACCCACAGGCUCCUUCAGCAUUGACUUUUUAGGAGGUUUUACUAGCUACUAUGCAAACAUAACCAAUGUUGUAGUGAAGCUGGAACCUCGAGGUGGAGCUGAGCAUGCUGUCUUAUCCAACUGUCACUUUGAUUCUGUACCAAAUACUCCAGGUGCCAGUGAUGAUGCUGUUAGCUGCUCAGUGAUGCUUGAAAUACUUUAUACUCUCUCAAAAUCAUCAGAGCCCCUUCAGCAUGCUGUCAUAUUCCUGUUUAAUGGAGCAGAAGAAAAUAUUUUGCAGGCUAGUCACGGCUUCAUUACACAACACGAGUGGGCCAAGUCAAUUAGAGCUUUUAUUAACCUGGAGGCAGCAGGUGUAGGAGGAAAAGAACUUGUUUUUCAAACAGGACCUGAAAAUCCUUGGUUGGUACAAGCGUAUGUAUUUGCGGCCAAACAUCCUUUUGCAUCUGUGGUGGCACAGGAAAUAUUUCAGAGUGGUAUUAUCCCAGCUGAUACAGACUUCCGGAUCUACAGGGACUUUGGUAAUGUUCCAGGAAUAGACCUGGCUUUUAUUGAAAAUGGCUACAUUUAUCAUACAAAAUACGACACAUCAGACAGAAUUUUAACAGAUUCCAUUCAGAGAGCAGGUGACAAUAUUCUAGCAGUCCUAAAAUACCUAGCAACAUCAGAUAUGCUGCCGAAAUCUUUUGAGUAUAGACAUGGAAAUGUUGUUUUCUUUGAUGUACUUGGUUUAUUUGUCCUGGCUUAUCCUGCUCGUGUUGGCACCAUCAUGAACUACAUAAUAGCAGCAAUUGCUUUUCUUUACUUGGCCAAGAAAGUAUUACAGCCCAAAAACAAAGCAAUUAAUAACCUGAAGAAAUUCUUUACUGCAUUUGGAUUAAUACUGUUAAGUUGGAUCUCCACACUUGUAACUGUCCUUAUUGUGGCAGUGUUCAUCUCUCUCAUUGGACGGUCUCUUUCUUGGUAUACUCAUUUCUAUGUUUCUGUGUUUCUCUAUGGCACUGCAGCUGUAGUUAAGCUCAUUAUCGUUCACUCACUAGCCAAGAAGUUCUACUACAAGAACAUGAAUGACCAGUACCUGGGAGAUGUGUUUUUUGAUGCCUCAUUGAUGAUUUGGUCUAUAGUGUUGGCAAUGAUUACUCACAUUGGUCUUUGUUCAGCAUUCAUUUGUACAUUGUGGGUAGCAUUUCCUUUACUCACAAAGCUGAUGAUCCAUAAAGAAUUCAGACAAAAAGGUGCCACAAUGAAAUUUGUUCUGAUGUACAUGCUAGGAAUGUUUGUUCCCUAUCUAUAUAUGAUGUAUCUUAAUUGGACUGUAUUCGAAAUGUUUACUCCUAUCAUGGGACGAAGUGGUUCAGAAAUUCCACCAGAUGUAGUGUUGGCAGGAUUUAUUGUGGCCAGCACUAUGAUUCUAUCAUCCUAUUUUAUUAACUUCAUUUACCUUGUCAAAAGUACAAAAACGACGCUAAUAACUUUAACUGCUGUGUUUGUAGUCACUCUGAUUCUCGUUUGUAGUGGAAUCUUCUUUCCUUACAGUUCUGAUGCAGCUAAUCCGAAGCCUAAGCGAGUCUUUCUUCAGCAUAUCAACAGAAGAUUUCAUGAUCUAGAUGGAAACCUGGUUAAAAGUGACUCUGGUAUAUGGAUUAAUGGAUUUGAUUAUAAUGGAAUAUCUCACAUAACUCCCUAUGUACCUGAAAUCAAUGACACCAUUAGAACUCCGUGUGAGGAGUGGGCUCCAUUUUGUGGCCUUCCUUGGAUUCUGCCAGUGCAUUUCAUGUUCCGGAAAAACUGGUAUCUUCCUGCUUCAGAAAUUUUUCCAGCAAGCCCCAUUCACUUUAAAGUUCUCACCAAAGAGCUAACACCCUGGAACUCUGUGAGGUUAAGCUUUGAAAUAUCUGGUCCAAGUCACAUGUCUCUGUAUAUUCGGCCACGUGAAGGGUCAGCUUUGUCCACCUGGUCUCUUGGAGAUGGAACACCAGUUGCUAGCGUAGGAGGAGACUACUUUGUGUUUUACUCCCAUGGGCUGCAGGCUACACCAUGGCAGUUCUGGAUAGAGCUGACAGCCUCAGAAAAGCACUCUGAUGGAAUAGUCUCCCUUGCUAUAGCAGCACACUACUUUUUUGGGGAAGAUCAAAAAUCACCUCAACUUUAUGCCUUACUGGAGAGAUUUCCAAAUUGGACGUUUUCUUCUGGUUGGUCCUGCACUUAUGACCUUUUUGUUUUUUAAUGUUUAAUAGUAGUGCAGUGCUAAUAGGGUAAUCUCUCUGACAUAGGAUACUGUAAUAACAAGCAUCCUAACAAGAUACUGGAGACUUCUUCAAGAAUUUUAAAUACGUUGGAUACAAAUAGUGUUUCUUUGGCAGUUUGGCUGUUUAAAGGCUACAGUUGUCUUGGGGAUAAGGUGAUAUUCUGUGUCAAUGCAAAUACAGUUCAGCUGUUUUUUCCACUGAAAUGGCAGUUUGACUAGUGUGUUUCUGAACAUGAAAGCUGCAUUUGAGGAAGUAAAGUUGGCACAAUUCAAUUGUAAUGAAAGGGCCUCGUGAAAUCAUUUUGAUAUAACAUAAAAUAUAAUUGUACUUCAUGCAUGUUCCACCUACAUUUAGUGGAAGUUCAGGCUGGAAAAAUUUCUGUACUCUGAAGGCAGUCAAACACUAGAACAAGUUUCCUAGUGAGGUGUUGAUACCCCAUGUCUGUCAGUGCUUAGAAGGCAAUUGGACAACGCCCUCAUACACUUUAACUUCUGGGUAGCCCUGAUAUGGGCAGGCAGCUGGACUCAAUGAUCUUCAUAGAUUCCUUCCAACUGAACUGUUCUAUUCUGUAGGCUAUCAUCAUGUACCUGUCCUAUCCGUCCUAUUAAGGUAAAAUAUUCAGUUAAGAGCUGCUUGUCUACGUGGUGUGGGGAAGGGAUAGCAAAAUCCUGGAUGUUGCUUUUGUCACUGGAUGAAGUUACUGAGGUUACUUGUAAGUUGCACAGUGCAGAAAAGCUGGUAUUCUGGAAGGUGGUAACUAGUUAUUUGAGUGAAACAAUGACAAUCCAUGUUAUCAUUUCCAUUUAAUGUCUUUCUGUUAAAAACAUAGUUUCUGUCUUUUGCCUGUCUUAUCAGUGCAGGAAUUUGUUGUAGGUAGGUUUGACCUGUCACCUUGUGCUUCCAUUCCUGUUAGGACUUCUUAGUAUCAGCAUACAAGCACAUAACUCACUCUCUUGUAUGUAAGAGUGUCAAGUCACCACUUCUUUGAGUGGAUGUUUUAUAGUUAAUCCACUCUAAAUUUCAAGUUAUCUUCUAAUUUAUUAGAAUUGGCUAAAUUUUGGUAUCUCCUUUGGAGAGAGUUGUAGUAGUGUGACAGUAUUGCACUUCACUAAUACGUUUGUUUCUUUAAAUAUGGGUCGCUUUCAGUAGCGAAAAAUACCAAGAAUCAUCAUCCUUAAAAGAAUGUCUCCUCUUUCUGAGUCGCUGUUCUUGUUUUUAUUCCUACGGGAUGGGGCUUUUAAAUGACUGUGAUUUUUAGAAUAACUUACAGUUUUGACAGGCUUUGAAUUGUGAAGCCAUUGACCUGUUGUUGUACAGGUUCUGUUUCUUUUCCUUUACAGCCAAACUUAAUAUAAAACAUUCUGUGACAUCAACACCAUGCUAUGGUUAACACAGGUUCACCUUCUCUUUGUCCCAUGAGUAUUGCCAAAUAGCAGGUAAAGCAGAUUUUGUGCAUGCAUCAUAAUUUCAAGUAAGAACAUGCUAGUACUGGGAAGUUUUACAGGGCACGUGGAAGAAAACACUUUAAUUUGUGUGAGCUGUGAUAGAAAGCAGUUCCCGGUUCAGGUAUUUCUCCUUCAGAUCAGUCUGUAGCUAUGUAGGGUAAGCGUCAAGAAACAGUUUAAUUUCUUGCAAGGUCUAUUUGCAAGCAUUGUUGACUGAGUCUUGGACUACAGACAGAGGUUUAAUUACUGUAAUCAUACCAAACUGGACGUCAGUAUCUUAAAACCAGUGUCAUUUGAUACUCUACAUGAACAUGAAGCAGUCAUCACCCACAUGUAUCAGACUGUAUCCCAUUUGAAAGUACAGUCUGUAUAUGAUGCAUUCAUUAUUUUAAAGACAAACUUGUGCUACUAGUGACUUGGAAAAGAAAACCUUAGUUCUGAUUGUCUUGAAUCUCAGUAUAUGCUGUGUAUUGCACUCUAGUUGACGCACAGUAAGUUGACAAAAGCUGCACUGAUGUUUACCGUCCUCUCAGAUUUGAUUUUUAUGUUUUGCCACUGAUUUAUAGCUUUUUAAAAAGUUCUAUGUGAAGAAGUCAUACAAGAGCCAAAAAUGUAAAAAUGCCUGUUAGCAACUUCUGGAACUUCCAUGAAGCAAUAACUUUUGCUAACUCAGGGUUUAACCUUUUAUUAAAUUAUACAGUUAUGAGGAAUGUCUAAUUUGUUGUACAUUUCUGGCUUUAUAAAUAAAAGUGAAACUCAAUCAGUAAAA
Molecule: messenger RNA, 4933 nt
Organism: Gallus gallus (chicken)
Lineage: Eukaryota; Metazoa; Chordata; Aves; Galliformes; Phasianidae
Gene: ERMP1
Product: endoplasmic reticulum metallopeptidase 1
Exons: 15
Coding region: 37-2697 (886 amino acids)
Biological process (GO): proteolysis
Molecular function (GO): metalloexopeptidase activity
Source: RefSeq, a predicted model, not a curated record